AUGCGCUCCCCCAGCACGCAUCUCCACGCCGGUGUCCUAACCCCACCUCCUCUCAGCCCCCUUCUCCCCGGCCCAGUUCCUCGAGGGCCUCGACCGCCCCUCCCCUCCCCCUCGUCGCCAGGUCGCGGCGGCGGCGGCAGCGGCGGUGGCGGCGGCCUAAGGUCCAACGACGAAUUCUGGUCCAUGGGCGGCAACCGCGGCGGCUGGCGCGGCGGCGGCAACAAGCCCGAGCCCAGGCGCGAGCCGGCCGCCGCCGACCUGAUCCGCAUGCUCGCCGCGACGUCGUCGAUGGGCAGCAGCCAGCAGCAGCAGGCGCAGCGCACGGCCCAGGCGAGGGCCGACGCCGCCGAGGCGCUGCGCGCCAGGGACCAGAACAACGCCUACGUGCGCCACAUGCCCCGCCGCUGGGCCGCCGGCGAGGUCUACUCGCCGCACGACCUGUCGCCCGAGGAGGUCGGGCGCUACUUCAAGCGCGAGCUCAAGCCCCGCUUCGAUGUCUUUGACGUGCUCGGCUUCAACCCGCUGGACAACUACGCAAUCCCACAAACACAGCAAAGCAUGACCGUGCACACGUCCCAAGCCAAGGGCUAUCAGCUUCGCAUGGCUCUUUAUGUGUGCAAAUAUCUCCAACGGCUCUGA
Messenger RNA from Gaeumannomyces tritici R3-111a-1, 639 nucleotides. RefSeq lists its product as hypothetical. The record is from RefSeq and is a predicted model, not a curated record. The transcript has 2 exons. The coding region runs from base 1 to 639 and encodes 212 amino acids. Lineage: Eukaryota; Fungi; Ascomycota; Sordariomycetes; Magnaporthales; Magnaporthaceae.